Molecule: messenger RNA, 3226 nt
Organism: Verruconis gallopava
Lineage: Eukaryota; Fungi; Ascomycota; Dothideomycetes; Venturiales; Sympoventuriaceae
Exons: 3
Coding region: 37-3120 (1027 amino acids)
Biological process (GO): regulation of DNA-templated transcription
Cellular component (GO): nucleolus
Molecular function (GO): rDNA binding; transcription factor binding
Source: RefSeq, a predicted model, not a curated record
CGUCACCAACAAACUGUGGCACCGAAUCAUUGCAGAAUGUCUCAAAAGAGGAGACGUCAGGAUGAAUCACAGGCUGCAGCCCGGCCUCUGAAGCAGAAAAGGGUUUUCACUGAGCAAGAUAGAAAUCGUGCAUCAAUCUACGAAGAUCUGGCCGAUGAGAAACAUGGGACCAGAAUUCAAGCCGCUAAAAAGCUUAUGGACGAGUUCUCGCCCGCUCAUAAUCCAGACGCUGCAAAAUUGAGCGAUGUUUUCAAUCGGCUCAUCCGUGGCCUUUGCAGUGGUCGCAAAGCUGCCCGGGCCGGAUAUUUCAUUGCUCUCACGGAACUGCUGAGACAGACCAGCACUUCUGCCGACCUAUUCAGCGAAUCUUUGGGCAACUUGCAAGACCUCCUACUGUUGAUCAAUAAGUUGACGAAACCAGAUCAGAAUUUGCCCCAGGAAACUCGCGAUAAGCUCAUUGGACGAGUGUCUGCUUAUAAGGCGCUCCUACAGGCUUCAGUGCUUCCCGGAUCAAGUGACAAUGCCGAGAUAUGGGAAUCAUUCUUAGACAACACCUCCAAGCUGGCCCGAGAUACCCCAUGGCUACGAGAAGAAUGUGGCCUAAUGCUUUGUGAUUUUAUUAGUAUUUCAGCCAAAAAUGGAGAAAAAAGUCAAGAUGCUAUCAGACAGAUAGUUUCGAAAUACUCUGACGACGGCCUGCUUCAGACCGCAGAAGGUGUCGCUCUAUGGUUGACAGUGCAAAAGGCCUUUCCGGAUUUAAAGCUGCCAAAGGAUAUUUGGCACAAAAAGGACCCGCUUCAUAGCACAGAGAGAACAAGGCUUGCCAGAAUAUUAUGUGACUCGAGGAGCAGCAAUGAACUGGAUUCUGAGCAGAAGAAAAAGAUCAAGAGCAGUGGCAGUUGGAAACCGCAGCCUAACUUUGCCUGGCGGGUCGUCAUGGAGCAAGCAUUUUCCAACUUCUCUUCUGUAUCGAAGCUGAAGCAAUUUUGUAUAGAGGUUCUUGAUAACUCACUAUUCGCUGAAAAGGCUUCAGCAGAGCGCAAGCUCUGGGGCUUCAAUCUACUUUCGUGGGCGAUAAAUUUUGCGCCUGCAGAUUUGCUACCUGCAGUCUUCACGCCGAACUUUAAACGUACCUUAAUCAAUCAGCGUGCAGACCCGAAACGCGAUCUGUUCGAAGCUGCAAACAGUCCACUAGAGGCAGUUGUAUCACGUGCUGAAAAGGACGUAGACGCUGCCUUAAAGCUGUUCGAGACUUUGGUCACUAGUGAAACAUAUGUCCACUUUGAUCGAGUUACAAAGAGCAACACGUUAAGCAAGCUUGUCAGCAACGUUGCUGACAAUGGAAAACUAGCUAUGAUGGAUAUGGUACUGAGCCAUGUCCUUCGUCCACAGCUCGAGGAGAGCAACACAACAGAAGAAGCGCAUAAAGCGCGAGUCAUUUUGGCCAAUCUUCUCGUCAGUAUGAUCUCCAGGCACACGAAACAUGAAGGCUCGAUCAACCAGACUUGGACAGGAAAGGUUGUGCAGUCUCUUGCAUCUUAUGCCUAUUUCAAGUCAAAACAAGCAGAACCACCCAUAUCCGAUGAUUCCAGGUCGAUGUUACACGAUGCAAUUGUUCGUUGCACAACUCAUGUAUUGCCCAAGCUGGAUAACCCAGGAGACUGGUUGUACAGCUUAGCACAGUAUAUCCAAAAAUCUUCAAAGUCCUCCGACCACCCACUAGCUCUCAAGGCAGACCGCAAUGUCAUAGACUCGAUACAAGAGUCUCAAAAGAUGAUGCGAGAAGUAAACAAGAAACUGAAGUCAGCAGAUGUCAGCAACAGGGAAUUUCUGCAAGUUUUCCAGUUGCUGUUUGCCCUCAUCCUCCUGGAAGUAUAUAGUGGCGAUGCUGAUGCUUGUGAUAUGUUAGCAGAGCUGCAGACUUGUUACGCAUCCAUGCAAACAGGCAAAGCAGAUGCACAAGUGUUUGAUUUGCUCCUCGAGCUGUUGCUGUCUUUUUUAUCUAAGACAAGCUCCCUCUAUCGUCAGUUUGCGGAUUUGGUUUUUCCCGUGCUUGCCAAAGGCAUGACAGAAGACGGUCUCGAGUCAUUGUUGGAUAUUCUUCAGAAAAAAGAGACCUUGGCUGGGCAGGAGGAGCUGUUCGAGUCCGCAGAUGCUGAAGACAUUGGCGAGAACGGUGAGGAGGACUAUGGUGAUGAUAUCUCUAUUGAUUCUGAUGUCGAGAUUAUGUCCGCUUCUGAAGAUGAGUCUACCACGAAUGGCAUCAAAGACAGCACAAAAGGCGUCGAUGAGGAAACGGACGAAGACGGCGAGGAUCCAGAACUGCAACACUUUAACGACGUCCUUGCGCAAACACUCAGGACUUCCGUGCCUAAUGCUGAUGCCGCCGAUAGCAGCGAAGAGGAGUCAGAUAUGGAUGACGAGCAAAUGCUGGCAUUGGACCCGCAACUGGCAAAGCUGUUUCAGGAACGCCGGCAAGCCACAGGCGGGGCGGGCGGCCCUAGUAAGAAGAAAGAAAAGAGCAAGGCAAAACUUCAAAUGACACUUUUCAAAAGCCGAGUUCUGGACUUGAUUCAGAUCUAUGUGAAAAAGCGGCAUGCUUCCCCGGUAGUCUUGAAGGUUCUGAUCCCACUGCUGAGCUUGAUGCGCAUCACAUCAAGUUCGGAGUUGGAGAAGAAAGCAAAGACUACUCUAGGGACCUUGUUUGAGAACUGUGAUCGUGACAAGCAAUUCCCCACACCUUCAGAUGCCAACGAACUAUGGUCUCUUCUUCGAGACAUUCAUGAUGAGGUCCAAAAGGAUGCAUCCAAACAACAUGACGCGAUCUGCGGUCGAGCGAGUUUAUUCGUCGCGAAAAUGCUUAUGCUUUCAGACAGGACCAAUAUCCGCAGACUUAUUGAUGAAUAUGGAAAGACGCAGGUCCAGGUCGUCGAAAAUGGUACCAAUGUACAGACUUCUUUCUUCACCGAAUGGUGCGGUUGGUGCAUGCAGUGGAAGCAUCGUGCUGACAGACAGAACGAGAAAAAUAAGAAAGAAGCAACAGGGCCUAUUCAACAAGACAAAGGUGGCAAGAAAGAUAAGAACAAAAAGAACGCGAACGCUAGAAUCGAAAGUUCGUGAAUUGCGGGUCUAUUAGUUGUAUUAUUAGUGUCCCGAAAGAGAAAAGAAUAGCCUCUGGAAAAUCUUUGUUACAGAGUCGAAUAGAAAAUGUACAGUUCUAGGUCCG